UAUUAAGUUUUGGGGCUGAAAUAGGAUCAACAUAGGAACUUUUGAAAGUUUCAAAUGAGUAAAAUCACAAAAAAAUGUAUUAACUGCCUCUAAUUUAGUUGGAUUGUAUAUUAAAAGAGAUCCUUUACCAGCCAAACUAAUUCUUUAUUUAAAGUUGUAAAGUGAAAAACCUGUAGGAUCACGACUUUUUACGCAAGUGGUCACGCCUGGUGAAGCUCAGAGGCUGCUGUGAGUGAGUGACUGACAGCCCGGCUCCACGGCCGCCCACUCACACACAGGCUGGGUGACUCUUAAUUGUGUAACGUUCAUUGACGAGUCAGCACAAUGCUGCCGAGACCGCGGAGCCCAGCAGAGCGAUGAGAUACUCCCAUCGAGGAGAACACAGAUGGACAGCCUAGUUCAGCCGCUCGUCGCCCAGUACCUCGCCAUGGGAUGUCAAUCAAAAGAAAACAGCCAAAACGAAAGUAUAACGUCGGACGAAAAGGGAAAGGACGAUGCGAGGGCGACUCCAGGAUGCAGCUCCAGGUCUAGAGUUUCUCCUCCGGGCCGACCUCACAGGUUUCACAAACCCAGCCCGGCCCAGCCUGUGCCCAGUAAAUCAAUGGUGUCCCUGGGUCCCCUCACCAAAGGGGGGAGCUGGGAGGAGCUCAUCCAGGCCUGUCUGCAGUCCUUCGACUCGGACGGUUGUGUGUGUGGGAGCAGCCACCUGUUGAACAUCACCCUGACCAUGCACCGUAUCCACAUCUCCUCCAGUGACCUGCUGGACAAGCUCACUACUCGAUUUAAAACAGCGAUGGACAAUGAGCAGCCGAUGGAGUGCCAAAGGAUAUGCUACCUUAUCAGGCAUUGGAUCCAGGAAUUCUGGAUGAUGUUCCGGUUAAACCACAGCUUGUCCGACAGCCUGGAUGAGUUCCGUGAGAUGAUCCGAGAGCAGGGCCAAGAGCAUCUUUGCUCACUCCUAGAGACCAAAUGGAUAAGUGAGCGGGACUGGUCGUGGAAGGCUAGCCAGAAGAUCAAAGCUAUCAGCAGCAAAAAGAGGAAGGUCUCUCUUCUUUUUGAUCACCUGGAGCCCAUCGAGCUGGCUGAGCAUCUCACCUUCCUGGAAUUCAAGUCAUUCUGCAGGAUAUCAUUUAUAGACUAUCAGAACUACAUUCGAAGCUGCUGCAUGAAGGACAUCCCUGUGAUGGAGCGUUCCAUCGCCCUGUGUAAUGGUGUCUCCCAGUGGGUUCAGCUGAUGGUGCUGAGCAGGCCGACCGCUCAGCUGAGAGCUGAGGUUUUCACCAAGUUUAUCCACGUAGCACAGAGUCUACAUCUUAUGCACAAUUACAACACACUAAUGGCAGUAGUGGGAGGGCUUUGUCACAGCUCGAUAUCCAGACUGAAGGACACCACCUCACAUGUAUCCAGUGAGGUCACCAAGGAAUUGAAUGAGAUGACAGACCUGCUAUCCUCUUGCAGAAACUAUGACAACUACCGACAAGCUUACAACAGGUGUACAGGUUUUAAAAUCCCUAUACUAGGGGUCCACCUCAAAGAUCUGAUUUCAGUCAAUGAAGCCAUGUCAGACUAUGUGGAAGACAACAAGGUGAAUGUCCAGAAACUCCAGGCACUCUACAGCCACAUUAAUGAGCUGAUCCAGCUCCAGCAAAUCCCUCCCAGGUUGGAUGCUAACAAGGACCUAGUCCACCUGUUGACGCUGUCCUUGGACCUUUACUACACUGAGGAUGAGAUCUAUGAACUGUCUUACACCAGGGAACCCAAGAACAGUAAAGCACCUCCAGCCACCCCUUCAAGACCUCCAGUGGGUGUGGACUGGGCAUCAGGAGUGGCUCCUAAACCCGACCCACGAACCAUCAGCAAACAUGUGCAGAGAAUGGUGGACUCCGUGUUUAAGAACUACGAUCACGAUGAGAACGGCUUCAUAUCUCAUGUGGAAUUUGAGAAAAUUGCUGCUAGCUUUCCGUUUUCCUUCUGUGUCAUGGACAAAGAGAAGGAAGGCCUUAUCAGCAGAGAGGAGAUCACGGCAUAUUUCAUGCGGGCCAGUGUCAUCUGCUCCAAACUGGGUCUUGGCUUUGUCCACAACUUCCAGGAGACCACUUACAUGAAACCCACUUUCUGUGACAACUGCUCAGGAUUUUUGUGGGGUGUUAUCAAGCAAGGCUACAGAUGCAAAGACUGCGGGAUGAACUGCCAUAAGCUGUGCAAGGACCAGGUGGCGUUUGAGUGCAAGAAAAAUGCCAAAAUGACCAACGCCAUGGACAGUCCGACACCAAGCUCCACGCCUGUCACCAUGGGCCCCUCAGAGGGUUCAGAUGAAUGUCCUUUCCCCUACCCGCCAGAUGAAAGCAAAGACUGGAGCCCAGACUUUCCAGUUAUCUCCCAUUUGAGGCCUCAGAGGGUCCAUAGUGGCACCCAGACAGAUGGACCUCAACUGUCCUCUGCAGCCCCUGAGGCCGUCGGUCUUCAGCCUUGUCUGCUGGUCCCAGUGGCCCCCACGCUCACCUCGUGUCCCAGCCCUGUGCCCCAGAGGAAACUGCGACACUGUGCCAAGUGGGAAAACAGAGCGUCCAUUGCUUUAAAGCAUAAAGAGCCAGAAGAGGAAAACAAACCCAACUAUGAAUCUCUGGAAACAGACAACCAGAGGCUCCAGAGGGCCAACGAGACACUACGUAAGAAGCUGAGAAAGGCCGAGCGGGAGGUGGAAAACCUAAAGACACUGCUCAAGAGGCACUCUCUCCACCCUGUGGAGGAGGACUCCUCCUCCUAGAACCACACAUACACUGGACCUCCGUAGGGAGACUGGUGCUGCCCCCCUAUGGCAGCAUGUAUAAAUCUAGCUUCAAUGUUUCAGUUAUUGGUUAAAAAAAGUGAGUAUUUUACCAGUAUCAUGCCAGUCAAGGUGUUUUAAUGCUAAUGUUAGAGAGUCAGUCAAAAAAAGCCUGUGAGUAUGCCAACAAAUAUGAGGACAUUUGUGACGUGUGUAUGGAUAUUUCCAACCAGCUACAAUACACAAAGAAAAUGUAAAAAAUAGCAUUGUUAUAUUUAUGAGUUUUAAUUAAGCAAAAGGAGCCCAUUUACUGUAACCUACCGUUCACAAAAUACUGAAUCUCAUUGCAAUGAGCAUUAUUCACUUUUUUUAGUGAACCGUUUAGUUGUUGAAGUUGGAAGGGUUUCCCUAUUUCAAAGUUCACCAUUUAAAACAAAGUAAAUGAAAGAGUGCCAUAUAUAUUUGAGAAAAUAAUGCUUAAUGUGUUGGAUCAUUUCUUGAUCAAUAAUGAGACUAAAUAUUUAUGUUAAACAUAAAAUGGAAAACAAGAAGUUCAAUGUGUUCAUCACAGGUGCAUCAUCAUUAUUAUUUUUAAAUAAUACGGCUGGCUGAUAAAACAGCAGAAGAAAGGUUAGAGGCCUCAGAUAUUGCUCUGCAUCAUUGUUCAUAUAAAUGCACAAGAUGUUAUCAGUGCUCCUGUUAAUAUUUAUUUUGUUAUACACUACAGAGUUCACAUAGAGAGUAACAGAUGAACAUUUUGUAUAGCUUAUGGGUACUUUCAGUGAAAUAUUUAUGCUUUUGUGUGUGUUGGCAUCAUAUUGAUACUAUUGUGCAGCCAUGUAAUGUUACGUGGUCCCUUGUAGCAGUGUUGUACUGUAAGUCAAGAUACAUGUGUUUGUAAUAUGUGUAAUUUACUUUAAAUACAAAGUAUACACAGUGCUAUCUUAA
Messenger RNA from Eleginops maclovinus (Patagonian blennie), 3715 nucleotides. Its product is annotated as RAS guanyl-releasing protein 1-like. Gene Ontology annotation, molecular function: calcium ion binding; guanyl-nucleotide exchange factor activity. Gene Ontology annotation, cellular component: plasma membrane. Lineage: Eukaryota; Metazoa; Chordata; Actinopteri; Perciformes; Eleginopidae. The transcript has 17 exons. The coding region runs from base 386 to 2767 and encodes 793 amino acids. The record is from RefSeq and is a predicted model, not a curated record. Gene Ontology annotation, biological process: Ras protein signal transduction; positive regulation of GTPase activity.